GGGCCCACCCCCUCGCUGAGGGCCCGCGGCGGCCCCCAGCUGCGCUCCCUCUGGCCGCGGGGCCGGCCUCCUCCUCCGUGCGGCGCUCGGUCCGGGGGGACCCCGCAGGCGUGCACUCUGUGAGCGCGGGCCCGUGGCGGGGUCGUCGGAGGCUCCCGCCCACCUGAGGUGCCGCCCCCAAAAGAAGCCCGCGCGCCCGUGAGCUCGUCCGCAGCGGCCCGCCCAGCGAGUCGCCCGCUGGAGGACUGGCCCCACGCGGAGCAGCGGGGCCGGGUGGGUGUGGGGUGGGGGGCGCAGGGCUGGGGGGCCCCGGACGCCCCGCGCGGCCAUGGCGGCGCCCGGGGACCCGCGGCGGCCCUACCGGCUGGCGCAGGAGGGCCGGCUGUGCGCCCUGCGGGAGGAGCUGCGGGGAGCCGGGCGCGCGAGCUGCCCGGGGCCCGCCGGGGACACCCUGCUGCACUGCGCCGCCCGCCACGGCCAUCGGGACGUGCUGGCCUACCUGGUGGAGUCCUGGGACAUGGACAUCGAGGCCGCCAACCGGGACUACAAGCGGCCUCUGCACGAGGCUGCCUCCAUGGGCCACCGGGACUGCGUGCGAUACCUGCUGGGCAGAGGAGCCGCGGUGGACUGCCUCAAGAAGGCCGACUGGACCCCACUGAUGAUGGCCUGCACAAGGAGGAAUCUCGAGGUGAUCCAGGACCUUGUGGAACAUGGCGCUAAUCCACUUCUCAAGAACAAAGACGGCUGGAACAGUGUCCACGUUGCCAGCCGAGAGGGGGACCCUGUGAUCCUCCAGUACUUGCUCACUGUUUGCCCAGACGCCUGGAAGACGGAGAGCAAGAUCGGGAGAACCCCCCUGCACACGGCAGCAAUGCAUGGCUGUUUAGAGGCAGUAAAGGUGCUUCUACAGAGGGGCCAGUACCAACCAGACUGCAGGGACAGGUGUGGCUCCACACCCUUCAUGGACGCGCUUCAGUGUGGCCACAUCGACGUAGCCAGGCUGCUGCUGGAAAAGCAUCAGGCCAGCACGUCUGCCCAGGAUUCCCUGGGGGCGCAGGCCAUCCACAGGGCAGCGCUCACUGGGCAGAACGAAGCCAUCCGCUUCUUGGUCUGUGAACUCGGCACGGACGUGGACGUGAGAGCAGCAUCAGGCCACCUCACUGCACUGCACUACGCGGCGAAGGAAGGACAUGUGAGCACAGUCCAGGUGCUCUUAGCCUUGGGUGCCGACAUCAACUGUAAAGACGCAAGAAAUCGAUCAGCCCUGCACCUGGCCUGCGCAGGCCAGCACGCGGCUUGCGUCGAGCUCCUUCUGCGGUCCGGGCUGAGGGACUCUCGGGACGACACGGGUGCCCUGGCUCAGCAGCUCGCGUGCGGCACGGACACCCUUCGGUGCUUCGACCACAGCGCGGCGUCCUGAGGGCAUUUCUGAGGAGGACAGCAAAACGCAUGGUGAUUCACAUCCUGCUUGGGGAGUUCAGUGAAGUCGAGAGCACGUGCGAUACAGAGAUAGAGGACGAGAGAGAAUCCCGAGCGGGCUCCGCGCUGAUAGCUCGGGGCUUGAUCCCUCAAACCGAGACCCGAGCCAACAUCAAGAGCUGGCUGCUGAACUGACUAAGCCACCCAGGCGCCCCUGCCUGUUUACUUUCUUCUUUCAUAGGCUUUUUCUUGGCCAUGACAUUGGUUUCACUUUGGUUUUGGAGCCAGGAAGGAGAUGCUUCCAACCUGCUUACAUGGACAUUUGGGAGGAAAUAAUGAAAAUGUUUCUAUAUUCUGUGCACUGCUAGUUACGCUAUGACAUUUUAAUCUUGAGGUUAUUUUUAUUAGGUUCUGUGUUGGCUUCUUUCGGGUAAUAAAUACACCUAAAAAAAUGCA
Molecule: messenger RNA, 1875 nt
Organism: Lynx canadensis (Canada lynx)
Lineage: Eukaryota; Metazoa; Chordata; Mammalia; Carnivora; Felidae
Gene: ANKRD16
Product: ankyrin repeat domain 16
Exons: 8
Coding region: 329-1420 (363 amino acids)
Molecular function (GO): protein binding
Source: RefSeq, a predicted model, not a curated record